Diplodia corticola is the source of this 1953-nucleotide messenger RNA. Its product is annotated as rho gtpase activator. The record is from RefSeq and is a predicted model, not a curated record. Gene Ontology annotation, cellular component: cytoplasm. Lineage: Eukaryota; Fungi; Ascomycota; Dothideomycetes; Botryosphaeriales; Botryosphaeriaceae. Gene Ontology annotation, biological process: regulation of GTPase activity; signal transduction. The transcript is spliced from 7 exons. The coding region runs from base 1 to 1953 and encodes 650 amino acids.
AUGGAUUCCAAGGACCUGCCCUCGUCGCCCAUGGACCAGCCGCUCACGCCCCUACAGGAGGGCCCGUCGACGCCCCACGACGUGGAGCCCGCGCCGGCCGUCCAAGAGCUGUCGCUGGCCGACCAGGCCAUCCAAAGGGAGGUAGACGAGGUCAUCUACUCUGAUAUCGGAGUCAACACGCUCCUCACCCGACUCAAGCAGAGCAUUGCUUCUGCCAGGGACUUCUCCAACUUCCUCGGCAAGCGCUCUAAGCUUGAGGAGGAGCAAGCUCAAGGCGUCAAGAAGCUAUGUCGCUCCACGCACGAGGCUCUCCGCCGGAACGAUUCGCGCCAGGGCACCUAUGGCAUCCAGUACGAGGAGACAACAAAGCUCCACGAGCGCAUGGCCGACAAUGGAAUGCAGUUUGCCCUGUCGCUUCAUCAGAUGCACGAGGACCUGAAUGAGCUUACGAACACCAUCGAGAGGCAGCGGAAGCAUUGGAAGCAGACUGCUCUGGCGAGCGAGAAGAAGGUGUCCGACGCAAUCUCGCAGAUGGAAAAGGCCAGGGCCAAGUAUGAGUCGCUGGCAGAAGACUACGACAAGGUCAAGACUGGCGAUAAGUCCGCAGGCAGGAUGUUUGGUAUCAAGGGCCCCAAGAGCGCCGCCCAACACGAGGAGGACAUCCACCGUAAGCUCCAGGCCGCCGACGCCGACUACAAGAGCAAGGUUGAGAAUGCGCAACUGCUGCGGACUGAGCUUGUGGAAAAGCUGCGGCCUCAGGGCGUCCGGGCCAUGAUGGAGCUUAUCAAGGAAUGUGACUCAGGCUUGACACUGCAGAUGCAGAAGUUUGCAUCGUUCAACGAGAAGCUUCUGCUUGGAAACGGCAUCCUCGUCGCACCAUUGAACAACCCUGGCGAACCGGAACAUCCUAGUCUCCGCGACAUCAUCUACAAGAUUGACAAUGACAGGGAUCUCACAUCCUACAUCACUGAGCACUCUGGAAAGGUUCCACGGCCCCCGGAAAUCAAAUACCAACAGCAUCCUACUCUGGCCCCGACACAACAACCUUCUUACCCAUCGGCGCCGAUAUCUGAUCCUUUCCGCCCUUCGCAGCCCUCGCCGGUCAACGCCCAGCCACCUCCCCCUCAGCCUCACCAGCAGGAUCAGCCACCGUUCCUUUCAUACCAACCUCCGAGGGAACCCUCUCCGAUUCUGUCGCCGGUAAAUGAUGGCCCACAGCAGAACCCAUACUCGUCUCCUCUUGAGUCGAACCCACCGUACCCAACGAGCGACUUUCCCCAGCAUUCUCCUGGAUUUAGUAACGGUGGUGCUCCCGGAAGCGGGCCGCCUACGCACUACUCCAACGCCCCACCGAUCAAGCCAAUGUUUGGUAUGACGCUGGACGAUUUAUUCCACAGAGAUGGGUCGCCAGUCCCAGUUGUUGUUUACCAGUGUAUCCAAGCCGUCGAUAUGUUUGGCUUGGAAACAGAGGGCAUCUACCGGGUUCCUGGUACUAAUUCGCACAUCAUGUCCAUGAAGCAGAUGUUUGACCACGACGCGUCGUCGGUUGACUUCCGUAACCCAGAGGCAUUCUACCAUGAUGUCAACAGCGUUGCUGGUCUUCUGAAGCAGUUCCUGCGUGAUCUUCCGGAUCCACUGCUCACCACAGCGCAUUACGAAGAGUUAAUUGAGGCGGCAAAGAUUGAUGAUGACACGGUCAGAAGGGACAGCCUUCACGCAAUCAUCAACGCACUGCCCGACCCCAACUACGCCACGCUGAGGGCACUGGUGUUGCACCUGAAUCGCAUCCAUGACAGGAGUGCCAGCAACAGGAUGAGCACAACCAAUCUGGCAAUCUGCUUCGCACCUACCGUUAUGGGACAGCACAGGGGUGCCAUGGCCGAUGCUGGACUGCAGGCCAAGGUGUUGGACACGAUCCUUGUCAACACCUACCAGAUCUUUGAUGAGGACUAG